GUCUUCUCUCUAAAUUCUAAAGGCAACAGCCUCUCACCUUGCUCUCUGCUCCUCUCACUCAACUUAGGGGUCUUUGCUGGCCCUAGUUCGACUUCGACCUCCAAGCUUUGCCAACCUUUCCUCUUUAUGGGACUAAAAGUCCAGCUCUGAAUCAAUUGAACUAUAUGCCUUUUGGAUGUGUAUUUGAGAUUGAUGGAAGCUGCAGAAAGAUCUUCUUCUUCUUCUUCUGGUUACACCCUUGGGCCACCAUGGUUGUUUAAAGGCAGUGCUCUAUACCAACUUCAUCUCGUGAAAGCAGAAACUGCACGGGCUUUCAUUCCAAAGGAGUUAAAACUAGUUGAAGCAUUUGGGUAUACCCUUGGUGGUCUCUUCCUUGCUCACUAUGAUGACAGCCCAGCUGGAAGGUUUGAUGAGCUUGUGGUGAUUGCUGGCAUUGUAUGGAACCCACCAACUUCAUGCGCAUGGGCUGCUAGAGUACUGGUGAAUAGUUGUGAGGCAUGCAGGCACGGUAGGAAGGAAAUAGGGCUUCCAAGCCAUGUUGCAGUAUUCUCAAAGAUAACAAAUAACAAAUAUAUACAAUAUGGCAGAAGCAUACAUAGUCCAUCUGCUCGAAUCUUUGUCCAUCUUCUUAUGCAAAGAAAAGUGGAAAUAAUGGAGAAACAAUCAAGCAGACACAGUAGUUUCCUAAACAUGAUUGGCAUGAGUUCUGCUUACUGCAAGUCGAAGGAGCACAGUGAGAUCCAAGUAUCAGAAAUUAAGGGCUCUUCCCAAAUGUCCAUAUGUAGCAUCAGUUUGCCAUUUGUUGUGCCAAAAUCAAAAACAAGCGAGAAAUGGAUGGGUCCUAUGAUCAGAAUGUCACUUCCAAGCUUUAGUGGCCAAACUGAACACAACCCCCAGCUUCUCAAGUACUCCUGCCAGAUUGAAUGCAGGUCUGCAUUAACUGGUGCGAGCAGUGGAGGCUGCUAAAAUAUCAAGGCCAAGGACUAUUGAUGCUGAUGAUGGCCAUGAUACCAAUUUUAGCAACCAAGGUUCCAAUCAUUUUGCUGAAGAUGAAGCAUGGAACCGAAGCAUUUCAGUGUUGCUAUCAAAACCCAUCUUAGCUUUGGAGUUCAACUUUCUAAAGAUGCAGGUUGAAGCUCCGACCAUCCUGGUUCCUCACUUGAAGAAGAAUCAACUGGAAGAAUCAAGAUCUCACUGAACAUUUUGUUUUACAAGAACUCUUUAAUUGUUCAAUUUUGUCAUUUGUUUGUGUGGUGAUAUUUUUUUUUUCCUAAAGUGGAAAUUCAUAAGAUGCAUAAAAUAGCCAAUGAUGUAAUAUGCUAUGACUGUUGUGGACUUUGGUGGUAUUUUGCAAAUUUUAAGUAAUUUUAAUGCUCAAGUAUUCCG
Messenger RNA from Elaeis guineensis (African oil palm), 1386 nucleotides. RefSeq names its product protein NEOXANTHIN-DEFICIENT 1. NCBI's taxonomy places the organism in Eukaryota, Viridiplantae, Streptophyta, Magnoliopsida, Arecales, Arecaceae. The record is from RefSeq and is a predicted model, not a curated record.